AUGAAGGCGAAUGAAAGGAGGCGCAAGGGGAAGAUCGAUCAACUGCUGGAUGACUGCGAAGUUAGGAAUCGUUUGGUUAGCCGUGGGGCCUGCGGUAUCAAGGACCGCAAGCUGGCAGAGGCGUUGGUUGGUAGUCGGGAAGAACAACAGGCAAUUCUUCAGGACGUGACGCGGACGCGAACGGACUCACCGGUGUUUGGCGACGAGAAAGCGCGACAGUGGCUCCAGCGAAGCGUCUCCCUGUACUGCAGGGAGAGGGGCUUGAGGUACUCUCAGGGCCUCACCCACCUGGCGGCACCAUGGGCACUGAUCACAGACCCUCCGUGCCUCGACGGCUUCAGCUACAGGUGCUUCCGCUCUUUCGUCGACCGGUUUGCGCCGAACAUUUUUUCGACAGCCCAAGAAGAGGCCGGCGGCGGGACCACACUUGUGGUCCUCGAGGCACACCUGGUGCUGCUGGAGCAGCUCCUGCGGUUCCACGACCCCGCUCUCGCGGCGCACAUGGACAAGUGUUUUGUGUCGCCCGCCGCCUACGCGACCCCAUGGUUUGUCACCCUUUUCGCGAGCCAGACGCCAGCCCCCGCCCUCCUCCACCUCUGGCGACUCAUGCUGGAGUACGGCGACCCCGUGCUGCACCAGUUCUUGUCGCUGGCGUGGCUCGUGAGCAACCGCCUCGUCCUCAUGGAGACCCCGCCUGACGACAUGCCGGCGACGGUCUCCGGGCUGCGGCUGCGGUCCGCCGGGGUUGUGGACGACGUCUUCCGCGCCGCCGUGGCGCUGAGGGAGUCAACGCCGCGCCUGUUCUGCGACGUGCUGAGGAGGGCGUGCUUUGCCGAAGACCAGGAGGGCGAUGGCGGUGGUUCGUGCGAGGGACGGGGGGCGCCCGCCGGAGGGGAGCAGCAAUCAGGACCCCCCGCCGGGGGACCGGCGGCGGAGCCGAGGGUUUCUCUGCUGCAAGGGUUGAGGGCGGAGGGGGUUCUCUCCGUGGACGCUGACCAAGUAGCCGAGAUCCUUCUCGCAGGCCCGUCGUCAACAGCCGCCCCCGGCACCACCACCACCACCGCCGCCGCCGCUCCCACGUCGCCGGCAACCGGGGACGAUGGCUGGCGUUCGGGGUCGGGUAGAAUCGGCGGAAGGUUUGUCCUUGUCGACUGUCGGCCCCCGGCGCCGGGGGGUGAAGGCCCCGCAGGCGGCGGCAUGCGCGCUGGCGGGGAGGCCGCGGGCGACGGUCGCGUAAUGUGGCGCCGUAUACGCCCGGCGGAGAGCUUCGGCAGGGAGGCGGCCGCGGUCGCUGAGGUCCUCCGGGAGGUAGGGGCUGGAGGAGACGCGCUACACGCGGCGGCGACAGCGGAGGCCGCUCUGCCUCCUUCGCGACAGCUGCGGCUGAGGCGGCAGCCCCCGAGUUCCGGCUCGCGCGCGAGGCGUCUCGCUCGUGCCUGA
Messenger RNA from Ectocarpus siliculosus, 1440 nucleotides. NCBI's taxonomy places the organism in Eukaryota, Phaeophyceae, Ectocarpales, Ectocarpaceae. The record is from the annotation of a GenBank genome assembly.